UUAGCCUAAUAACUGGAACAUUAAGGGUUAAAGCUCUGAAGACCCUCUAAGUACCUGGAUGGGACUAGAGAAGGGAACUUCCUGUUCCAGUUCCCAUGUGUUCUCCAGAACAGCCCCUGAGUGGAAUUGGCAGGAUCUUGGUCCUUGGAACCCCAAGGAAGAAAAAUCCUACAGGGGAACACCCCAUCUCUACCUCUCCUCCAACCCCCACCAAGUGCUGCCCCAUAAAAAGAUAUCCAGUAAAGGUGUGGAGAAGAGACUGUAGAUUUCGAACUGCCCAUUGAGUUCCCAAAGAAUGAUGUCCACAAGACCGAGUCUGGCUGCUACCCAAGUCCAAACUCCCCUGAAGCAAGAACUGCCCACAGUAAAACUUGAAGAGUUUUCCUGGGAACAGGAAUCCAUCCAUGAAGGAGGUCUGCCCAGACAUGAGGCCUGCAGGCAGCGGUUCAGGCACUUCUGCUACCAGGAGGCCGCUGGCCCAAAGGAAGCUCUUAGCAGGCUCCGUGAACUCUGCUGCCAGUGGCUUAGACCAGAGACUCACACCAAAAAACAGAUCCUGGAGCUUCUAGUGCUGGAGCAGUUCCUCAUUGUCCUCCCUGGAGACAUUCAGGCCUGGGUACGGGGGAAGCAUCCCAAGAAUGGUGAUGAAGUGGUGACCCUUAUGGAGGAUUUGCAGAGAGAGCCCAGCAAAGCAAGGCCAACGGGGCCCAUCCUUAUGGGCUGUUCCCAGGUCUUUGGCCAUACACCCAGAUGGAUAAUGCCCUCAGAGAAGUCAUCAUCCCUGAUCCCUGCACAGGAGCCCCAGAAACUCCAGCCAGAACCAGCCAAGCCUUCAAAGGAGGGGAAGUGGAGUCUUCUGGCUAGGUCCAAGCAACAGCUAACUCCUGGCCCACAAGGCUCAACUGUUCCUCAAGGCCCUUCCUCUUCCCAAGAGGAAAGAUCCAGAGACCUGGAAUUAGCAACUGUGCUGGAAUCUCUGACAUUUGAGGAUGUUGUAGUGGAGAAGGUUUGGCCUGCACCCCCUCUAGGGUUUGGAAUUGGGGCACAGAAUAGGGAAAAAAUAAAGCAAGGAAAUUCGGGGAAACCUGCAACAGUUCUAGGAAAGGUGGGCAAGGAUAUUUCCCUGGUGCCCAAAAAAGAGGAUAUACAAGAAACUAGGUAUGGGACUGAAGGUCAUUGGGGCCUGACUGCUUCAGGCAGUAGAGGAAUAUCCCCGUCUAGUAAAAGUGAAGUUUGGGAAAUAAAAGUCUGUGAUGUCCAAGAGAAGCCUGAGCCGGAAUCCCAGGAGACACAGAAGACAUUCCCCAAGUGUGGAAUAAGCCUCCCCCAGGUGCCAUGCCUCCAGGCACAUAGAAGAACCCACGAUUCCCUCAAGCCCUACCAGUGUCCGUGUUGUGAGAAGAACUUCGGCCGGGGCUCCAUCCUCAAACUGCACCUGAGGACACACACAGAUGAACGUCCCUACGCGUGUUCUGAGUGUGGGGAAUGCUUCCGACAGAGUGGUCACCUGAGAAAACACCAGCAGACCCAUUCUGCAGAGAUGGCCUUUGUAUGUGCUGACUGUGGGCAGGGUUUCCAGCGACGCUCCAGCCUCCUGCGACAUUUACACGCCCAUGCCAAAGAAACAGAGGAAGACACCAAACCAGCCUUCCUGUGUUCCAUCUGUGGGCAGGGUUUUCAGCGGCACGCCAACUUCCAGCGCCACCUGAGUCUCCAUGCCGAGGAAAAGCCCCUCCAAGGGGUUGAGUUUGGUACAAGCUUUCUUCAGGGGGCCAGCAACUCCCAGGAGCAGCAGGGCCCCAGUGAGCAGAAGCCUCAUGUGUGCAAUGAGUGUGGCAAAGCCUUCCAGAGGAGUGAGCAUCUGGCCGCCCACCAGCGGGUUCACACAGGGGAAAAGCCCUUCUCUUGCCAGGACUGUGGACGGGCCUUUAGCCAGAGCUCCCAGUUAACCAGCCAUCGCCGAGUGCACACUGGUGAGAAGCCCCAUGCCUGUUCUGAGUGCGGGAAACACUUUGUGCGCCGGGCUGGUCUCGCACGCCACAUGCUCAUCCAUGGAGGAGAGAGGCCCCAUCACUGCAGCCAGUGCAACAAACGCUUUAGCCAGAGCCAGGACCUGAGCCGCCACCAGCGCAGCCACACUGGGGAACGGCCGUGCCGCUGUAAUGAGUGUGGGGAGUGCUUCAGCCAGAGUGCCCACUUGGCACGUCACCAGCGCAUCCACACAGGGGAGAAGCCUCACCCCUGUGACACAUGUGGCCGGUGCUUCCGCAACAGCUCCAACCUGGUGCGGCACCGUCGAACUCAUACCGGGGAGAGGCCCUAUCACUGCCACACCUGUGGAAGGAGCUUCCGCCGCAAUGCCCACCUGCAGCGCCAUCUGGGGACCCACUCAGGGACUGAUAUUCCAGAAGCAAGCAAAGAGGCCAGGGAACUGGGGGGCGCCAUCAAGGAGGCUCCCCAGCAGUGCCUGCAAUGUGGGAAGAGCUUCAGCAGAGGCUGUAACCUGCUCAGACAUCAAGCCAUCCACACAGGUGCUAGGCCCUAUACCUGUAGCCAAUGUGGGCGGAGCUUCAGCCGCAAUUCUCACCUGAUGAGACACCUGAGGACCCAUGCCAAGGAGACCCUGUAUUAAGCAUCCCUUAACACCUUUACUUGGCCAAGACCCCAAUCCAACCCAACACUGAGCUACCCAGAGGGAUGUCUGCUGGGUUUACAUACUUUUGGGGUUACCAGGUACCUGAAAACAAACAGGACAUGGAAAGGGACCUUAUCAGACAUCCAUCUAGUUCCCCAUUCUCAUAUACCUAACUUUUUCUUCAGCCUAUCUUCGCCAAAAUGAGUAAAGCAAAUUAAUUGUCUUUUGAAAGUUGUCUUGGACUUAGGCUCUCUUGGUUAUCUCUCAGAUACUUUUUGCUCCUUCAACCCAGGGGAAUAAGUAAAUAUCUAAUUCCUUUCUGGGAAAGGAUGAUCCUGAGUGUUUCUUGCCUUUGCAGAGCCAAAGAUCUUAGCAGAAGAGUCUCAUAUAUCUAAGAAACUCCUCUGCUUGGGACCUGGUUAUUAAUGGAUCCCAGAUCUGGACUCCACUACUGGAAAAGGGCUUAAAAACAGUCAAAAUUAAAUCCUGCACAUUACACAAAACUUGAUGAAAGGAGUCCCUUGUACUUUGCUUUGACUAAUUAUCCUGGAUAAUGCAAAUUAAAUGCAAAUUUAAAAAAAAACAACUCCUACCUUAAACUACUCUAGGGAAAAGAUGUCCUACAAACCCCCAGAUAUCUUAUAGGAGAGAUCUAUAUCUGUUCAUUGAACAUUUGUGCAUGUGGGCAAGAUUUGAUUUUUUUCCUUUAGUUAAAGAUUUUUAAAUUCUGUUUUUUUAUGUUGAGUUUACCCCCCCAAAAAAAGUUCUAUAUACACAAUAGAACCAAAAAAGGAAUACUUACAUGACCUUUAAAAUAUAUGUAUAAUAAAUUUUUUUAACCCAUACUUUCCAUCUUGGAAUCAAUACUAAGUGUUAAAAUCAAAUAGAUCUCUCCAUGUUGUCUAAGACCCUCAAAUACCUCUUUGGCAAUGGAGAAAAACAGCAAGAUAGAUUGUUUCUGGGGCAGCUAGCUAGCUCAGUAGAUAAGAGAGCCAGGCCUAGAGAUGGGAAAAGGAAAGAUGACUUGGAACAAUGCCUAAAGGGGCUAGAAAACUGCAUACCCUUUCAUAAUAUCACUACUAGGUCUGACUCCUAGAGACCCCAAAAAAAAGGGCUAGUAUCUAUUUGUACAAAAAUAAUUACAGCAACUCUUGUUUUGAUGGCAAAUUGCAAUUAGAAACUAUGAAGGUGACCAUCAAUUGGAGAAUGGUUGAACAAAUUGUGGUAUAUGAUUGCAAAGGAAUAUUAUACCAUAAGAAAUGACAAAUGGGAUGAGUUUAGAAGAAAACCAGAAAGAUUUACGUGAAUUGGAACAAAGUGAACCAGGAGAGCAUUGAACACAAACAGCAGUAUUGUUAUAAUGGUCAACCAUGAAAUGAAUGAUCUAAGAUGAUUCCAAAGGACUCAUGAUGAAAAAUGCUUUCCACCUCUAGAGAAAGAACUGCUGGAGUCUGAAGAUAGACCCUAAGCAUACCAUUUUUCACUUAUUUCCUUCAAUGAUUUUUUUUCUUGUAUGUUUAAUGUGUAAUAUUUGCAAUAUGUUGAAUGUAGAAAUAUAUAUUGCAUGAUAGCACAUUUUAUAACAUCAGAUUGCUUAUCUUCUCUGGGAGAGGGACAGUGUUUUGGUUGAAAAAUGUCAGAAAAUAUGUUAAAAGUUGUUUCUACAUAUUACUAGAAGAAAUACAAUAAAACAUUACUGAAGGGGGAAAAAAAA
Monodelphis domestica (gray short-tailed opossum) is the source of this 4349-nucleotide messenger RNA. RefSeq names its product zinc finger and SCAN domain containing 10 (gene ZSCAN10). Gene Ontology annotation, biological process: regulation of cytokine production; regulation of immune system process; negative regulation of transcription by RNA polymerase II. Lineage: Eukaryota; Metazoa; Chordata; Mammalia; Didelphimorphia; Didelphidae. Gene Ontology annotation, cellular component: nucleoplasm. The record is from RefSeq and is a predicted model, not a curated record. Gene Ontology annotation, molecular function: DNA-binding transcription repressor activity, RNA polymerase II-specific; RNA polymerase II cis-regulatory region sequence-specific DNA binding.